This is a messenger RNA of Rasamsonia emersonii CBS 393.64, 375 nucleotides long. RefSeq lists its product as uncharacterized. The record is from RefSeq and is a predicted model, not a curated record. Lineage: Eukaryota; Fungi; Ascomycota; Eurotiomycetes; Eurotiales; Trichocomaceae. The transcript is spliced from 2 exons. The coding region runs from base 1 to 375 and encodes 124 amino acids.
AUGACCUCCUCGAAAGCCAUCAUGAGUUCAGUUUCUAAACUGACCGAGUUCCGCUGCGAUGCUGUCGUUAACGCCAUAGGAACGUACCUUUGUGAUCUUAGGCGUGCUGGAAUGUCACCCUAUGAUGACUUGCUUGACGGGAGAAGUUUUCUGAAAAUUAUGCAUGGGACUUUAUACAUGCCGGACCACCGAUUCAAAGAGUGUCAUACAGGGUCGUGUGCGUGCUUGGAAUUAGAAGGCAUGAGUUUGAAGAGAGAGCUGGAAUCCGAAAUCAACAACUUCAAAGAAAAGAAGCUAGGUCUUUGCCUCGACUGUGUGAAGACGGCAGGGAAAUCAAAGAAGGAAGAAAAAUGCCAAGAAUACCAUUUCUACUAG